This is a messenger RNA of Nerophis lumbriciformis (worm pipefish), 1570 nucleotides long. RefSeq names its product saccharopine dehydrogenase b (gene sccpdhb). Gene Ontology annotation, cellular component: mitochondrion; lipid droplet; plasma membrane. The record is from RefSeq and is a predicted model, not a curated record. Lineage: Eukaryota; Metazoa; Chordata; Actinopteri; Syngnathiformes; Syngnathidae. Gene Ontology annotation, biological process: glycolipid biosynthetic process.
CAUAAAUAGUCGUAUAGUAUUCAUAUUCGUUAAAAAUCCGACGGGUGUCUGUGUUUGUGCAAACUAAUACGUAGAUACAUGUCAAGCGAGGGCCUGAUGACGUAAGCGGAAGUAAGGACUUCAAAGUGUAACAACAACAAUGGAGGCGGUGACGUCCAGCAGAAAAUAUCAUGUAAUUAUAUUCGGAGCUUCGGGCUUCACUGGCAACUUUGUGGCGGAAGAAGUGGCCCGGUACGCCGCCGACAUGACCGGAGACGAGCGUCUAAAAUGGGCAGUCGCCGGGAGAAGCCGAGCCCGUCUGGAAGUCACGUUGAAGCACGUGGCCGACAAGCUCGCUAAGCCACAGCUGAGCACAGACGUUGACAUCAUCACAGCGGACGUGUCCGACAAACAAUCUCUGGCCACCAUGUGUGGACAGGGCCUGUUGGUUGUCAACUGUGUUGGCCCAUACAGGUUUUACGGCGAGCCGGUGGUCGCUGCCUGCGUGGAGAACGGCGCUCACUACAUCGACAUCUGUGGAGAGCCUCAGUUCCUGGAGCGCAUGCAGCUGCUGUACCACACCAAGGCCUUGGACAGAGGAGUCUACGUGAUCGGCAGCUGUGGCUUUGACUCCAUCCCAGCAGACCUUGGCAUCAUCUACACUCAGAAACACUUUAAAGGCACUCUGACUGCAGUGGAGAGCUUCUUGACCAUAAGCAGCGGGCCUCAGGGCACGUGCGGCCAUGACGCAACAUGGCGCUCGGCCGUGCACGGCUUUGCUGACAGUGGCUCCCUUCGCCAGCUGAGGAGGUCGUUUGGCUACAAGCCGUUGCCGGUGGUUGGAACCAAAGUCUUCCCCAGAGGGUGUGUGUUCUUCAGCAAGGAGAUCAUGCAGUAUUCCAUCCCAUUCAUGGGUUCAGAUCCUUCUGUAGUCAAGAGAACUCAACGUUUCCUCUUUGAGGAGGAGCAUCGCUCACCAAUCCAGUAUUUUGCAUAUGUCGGGGUUGGGGGCCUCCUCUCGGUGGUCAAGCUGGUCUGUGGUGGUCUGCUCUUCUGGAUCUUGGUCAAGUUUAGCCUGGGCAGGAAGCUCCUCACCUCGUUCCCAAGGUUCUUCUCCUUGGGCUUGUUCAGCAAGGCUGGUCCAACCAUGGAGCAGAUUGAAGACACCUGCUUCAGCAUCACCUUUUUCGCCGAGGGAUACUCCGUGGGUACGGAUCCUUCAAAGGGACCACCUAAUGCCAAGAUCUGCACGCAGGUGCUGGGAGCAGAGCCCGGUUACGUUGCCACGGCGAUAGCCGUGGUGCAAGCAGCCGUGACUCUGCUGAGAGAAAGACACUCUCUCCCCAGGAGGGGCGGCGUCUACACGCCAGGAGGCGCCUUUUACAAGACGUCUCUCAUCCGUCGCCUCGGUGACCACGGCUUCAAGUUCUCUGUGGCAAAGGACUAAACUCCCUGCAUGUCUGUCAUGGUAGGUACAGUACGUACAGGAGCUAGUAAUCACAGCUCAACUUCUGCACUUCAUAUCACAUUAUUUUUCAUUUGAAAAGAAUGUAAACACUAUAAUGACUGAAAUAGAGAUUUGAUGGUCAAA